AUGGUGAACGACAAUCAUAGCUACAUGGUGAACAACAAUCAUAGCUACAUGGUGAACGACAAUCAUAGCUACAUGGUGAACGACAAUCAUAGCUACAUGGUGAACGACAAUCAUAGCUACAUGGUGAACGACAAUCAUAGCUACAUGGUGAACGACAAUCAUAGCUACAUGUUGAACAACAAUCAUAGCUACAUGGUGAACAACAAUCAUAGCUACAUGGUGAACAACAAUCAUAGCUACAUGGUGAACAACAAUCAUAGCUACAUGGUGAACGACAAUCAUAGCUACAUGGUGAACGACAAUCAUAGCUACAUGGUGAACAACAAUCAUAGCUACAUGGUGAACGACAAUCAUAGCUACAUGGUGAACGACAAUCAUAGCUACAUGGUGAACGACAAUCAUAGCUACAUGGUGAACGACAAUCAUAGCUACAUGGUGAACGACAAUCAUAGCUACAUGUUGAACAACAAUCAUAGCUACAUGGUGAACGACAAUCAUAGCUACAUGGUGAACGACAAUCAUAGCUACAUGGUGAACAACAAUCAUAGCUACAUGGUGAACGACAAUCAUAGCUACAUGGUGAACGACAAUCAUAGCUACAUGGUGAACAACAAUCAUAGCUACAUGGUGAACGACAAUCAUAGCUACAUGGUGAACGACAAUCAUAGCUACAUGGUGAACGACAAUCAUAGCUACAUGGUGAACGACAAUCAUAGCUACAUGGUGAACGACAAUCAUAGCUACAUGGUGAACGACAAUCAUAGCUACAUGGUGAACAACAAUCAUAGCUACAUGGUGAACGACAAUCAUAGCUACAUGGUGAACAACAAUCAUAGCUACAUGGUGAACAACAAUCAUAGCUACAUGGUGAACGACAAUCAUAGCUACAUGGUGAACGACAAUCAUAGCUACAUGGUGAACGACAAUCAAACGAUAACUGAUAUUUGUCUGGUUUUUAACUUUUAUAAUAAAAACAUGCAUCCGGGCCUUAAAUACCUGUUUUUGUGUAAUAUGUAA
Messenger RNA from Dreissena polymorpha, 1017 nucleotides. RefSeq lists its product as uncharacterized. The coding region runs from base 1 to 1017 and encodes 338 amino acids. The record is from RefSeq and is a predicted model, not a curated record. Lineage: Eukaryota; Metazoa; Mollusca; Bivalvia; Myida; Dreissenidae. The transcript has a single exon.